This is a messenger RNA of Ziziphus jujuba (common jujube), 1715 nucleotides long. RefSeq names its product protein RETICULATA-RELATED 1, chloroplastic-like. The coding region runs from base 304 to 1002 and encodes 232 amino acids. The record is from RefSeq and is a predicted model, not a curated record. Gene Ontology annotation, biological process: plant organ development. The transcript is spliced from 6 exons. Gene Ontology annotation, cellular component: chloroplast inner membrane. NCBI's taxonomy places the organism in Eukaryota, Viridiplantae, Streptophyta, Magnoliopsida, Rosales, Rhamnaceae.
CGUUUCGCUCACACAGACCCGUUCCAAAAUUUCUAAAUCCUCUUCUCCUCCCAACCUACCUUCCUUCCUCUUCUCCUUUUUGUGCUUGAGUUGCAGCUGCAAGUGAGAAACCCUAACCCUAGGUAGCUGAAAGUGACGGCCGGUCAUGGUCUGAGAUCUAGAAACUGCGAUCUGUUUUUGAGGCCGUUCAGGAAGAAGGGUUAUAUCCCGCUCACCAUUUAUAGAGGACUCACAAGAUUGGGGACUAUGUGGAUAUCAAGGUGAACAGAGCUGUCCACAAGGGUAUGCCCCACAAGUUCUACCAUGGCCGCACUGGUCGUGUCUGGAACGUCACCAAGCGCGCCAUCGACGUCGAGGUCAACAAUUGAUGCAGUUGCAAACUAUGCGAACAAGCUGAAGGACCAAGUGCAGGAGUCAGAGUCUCAUUCUGCUAUCCUCCAACAGAAGGUGCUUUGUAGCUCCAUCGGCUUCUGGUGGUGCGCCUGCGUCUUUGAGUUUGGGUCAUGUUAUGAAUGGCCAGUACGGAUGCUUGCAGAUCCUUCCUUUUUAUACAGGCUUCUUUUAGAGCAGGCUACUACAAUUGGUUGCUCUGUUUGUUUGGAGUUUAAGAAUAGGAAGGAUAGGGUAAAGCGAGAAUGGGAUCUUGCACUUGUUCAUAUGCUCACUGUUGCAGCAUGCGAUGCUAUUGUUGUUUGGUUGCUUGCUACUUGUCGUUCAUAUGGGAAUGUAUUCCAGUUUGAUUUGCAAAAUACAUUGCAGAAGCUCCCAAACAACAUAUUUGAAAGAAGUUAUCCACUGAGGGAAUUUGAUCUACAAAAGAGAAUACACUCUUUCUUCUAUAAGGCUGCCGAGUUUUGUAUGGCUGGGCUAACUGCUGGAGCAGUGCAAGGUUCUUUAUCAAAUUAUCUAGCCAGUAAGGAGGAUGGAAGGUUAUCUGUGUCAAUACCAAGUACAAGCACUAAUGCACUUGGUUAUGGUGGCUUUCCUAGGACUUUAUGCUAACAUGAGAUAUCAGCUUUUAUGUGGAUAUGACAGAGCAAUGUUCAACCACUUUUAUGUCAUUAGAGUGGCGCUGUUUUUCAGCGUAGCAUUGAGGAUUUUCUCUAUGAAACACUUAUUGGCUGCUUAUGUUUGCUACAUAUGUGAGACAUUUAAAUUGGUUUCCCACAUUUUUGGUCUGACUCUGCUAUGGGCUUUUUUUGUUUUUAUUUUUUUUCCACCUUCGUGAUCUUUACUAUUUGGUCUUCUAAUGAUAUGUUAUUCUUAUGGUUUCAUCUGAAUGAUUAUGCGUUGGUUGUCCUGAUUUUUCCUCAUUUCAUAUUGACUAUCUUCACUAUCAAUAUGCUUGCCAGUUUUGUGUGUUUUUUAUUUUUAUUUUUUUAUUUUUAAAUAUUAUUAUUUUAUUUAUAAAUUUGAAAAGUGGGUGGGAUGGUUAUGAUUUUACCUGAGCACCGCACUACUGGAUUGAUCUAGUUUCCAUAGCUAGCACCAUUGGAAUAUCAGCAGGGGUAUGCCAACUUGGUAUUUCUUUUUUGUUUAUUUAUUUGUUUGUUUAUCUGUUUAUUUGUUUUACUUUUCUUGUUACAACUAAUUGAGCAAUUUACUUUUGGUUAGAGGGAGAUGGUAUUUAUUUAUUUAUUUAUAUUGGGUUUUGUUUCAUAUAUGGCUGUGUCUGAAUUUGACUUGGGGGGUAUUUGGCUCUUGAUUUAGUGGAG